Peronospora matthiolae is the source of this 660-nucleotide messenger RNA. The record is from the annotation of a GenBank genome assembly. Lineage: Eukaryota; Oomycota; Peronosporomycetes; Peronosporales; Peronosporaceae.
AUGCGAUGCGCGAGCAAGGCCGCCGAGAGCGCGUCUGCACGUCUCUGUGCGGACGCCGAAGCAGAAACUACAGCAACUGAUGUCCCAUCGGUUGCUGAAUCGACUCAGCCUGUAUCACCUGGUGAUGCAGGCGCUGGUCAUGAAGACACUCGUGUCUUCACAGAGUACGAGCUCGGUGUCUCGUACUCUCCUGAUACGGAUGACGGAUCCGUAUCGACGGCAAUUGAAUCCAAGCCGCCUGCCAAGCGUGGCAUGGACGAUGCUUUGCGUCGCAGCAUCUUUGGUUCAUCUGAUGAGUCAGAUGAACCAUCGCCGAAGCGAAGGCGCUCGAGGUCGCGAGACUCGGGCGCUAAUAGUGGUGUCGGUUCUCCUAUGGACACCACUUCACAGCGAGGUGCCAGUACUUCUGUCGGCACGUCGCAGGAAGAGCGGGACCGCAAUGUGUUGCGUCUCGCUCCAGAAAAGAAGGCAUGGAUGCCUCCCAAAUCCGUCCUGGAUCACUUGUCGGCGACGACGAGUGAUCGUUAUCGAACACGAUUGUUCGAUUCGUCAGAGAUCCAUCACCUUGACCCCAGCGCGAAAGACUAUCGCGCUGAACAUGAAGUUCUUCAUCGAUGCUUUCUUCAGACAUCGAUGGUACAGUGGGAAUCACAAACGUGA